GUAUUAGAUUGCGCAUUAAAGAUCGAGGAUUGCGAAUUGAAGAAUCCAUUUUAUUUUACUCUCCAAUUCGUAGUUUUCAAUUUUCUAUGCAUAAGCUGAUACGCUUAAUUCGAGUUUCUGUCCAAUCCGCUCAAAAAUUUUAAUUUUUUUUUUUCACAAGAAGGAAAGAAGGGGAAAAAAUAAGGAAAUGUAAUUCACGAAAUGGUUUUUCGUUCGCCGCGUGGCGAAGUAAUCGCGGAUGCGCCCGUCGCAUCAUUCGGCUCACUUUAUCGCGUCGAUUAGAGGCGUGUCCGGAUGGGCAGGAUGUGGCGGCGGUUAUCCGCAGAUUCGAGUGUCCCCGCGGCAACAGACGCGGCGGCAUUGGCGAUUGUUGUCGUUGCUGACGGUGGCGCUGUCGUCUCGCUGCCAAAUCGCGCCGCCUCGACGACCGUGAGAGCGCCGGUGCGCCGGAUUCUCGUCUGUUUUUGUAAAUAGUUGUACCUCAUUUACGCUGGUUUUACGCGUGCAGCGAUCGCGUCCGGAGCGCCCGACGUUCGCCGACUGAUAGAUUCCCGUCCGUCGCAUCUUCGUGGACCGCAUUUCCGCAGUGUCCCACCGUGGACGGUGUCCCGGCGAUAAGGAAGAAGUCAGCCGCUGCCGCCGACCGAGUUCGCGAACUUUCCCCGGAAAAAAUCUUGCGCGAGUGUUUGAAUUAAGUGGCGAUAAUAUGGCGCCGAAAUUAUGACCGGUGGUCGCACGUCGGGGGAGCCAGGCGUGGUUGUUUGAGGAAGAACCAGCCACCCUGUCUAUGUUAAAUGAUAAUGAGUUACGUGCUCUGCUGGAUGAAGCUAUAACUUACAAACGUCCAAAAGAUCGGGAAGGAAAAUCCAAUCUUUUUAAAAAUUAUGUGUAUGCUUCACAGGAACUUUUACAAGAAGCAGAAGCGGAUGAGACUGAGGAAGGCCGUAGAGUGAUAUCUAAUUCACGCUGUCUUCCAGGCUCAAAUCGCAGAAGGCAUAAACGAGAGUCUGUCUCCGAGCGUUUGACACAUGGCGGAUCAUUGCAAAAUUUAGCCCAACCUCUAGCCUCUGAAUUCGACAGUAGUUUUGCUUAUCUAACGUCUAGCUCGUGUCAUACUUACGGAAGCAGUAGGAGAAAGAACAAAAAAUAUACAGGACCCAGUGUCUCUGCUAGACAGAGGGAAGGUGGCUCGUUACCGUCGAAUGUAAAUGCAUCGCAUAACCUUGCCUCUUUGGCUAAUUUAGAUCUAAUAUUCGAUAAAAAGAAAAACUUCUGCGAGGAACGAUCGGCUUAUGACUGGACCAAUAAGGAAAAAUCCAAGUCUUUAGACAAACCGUCAUUAGACAACCGACACACCAGCACGAAGAAAGACGAUAAGGAGAAGGAAAAGAAGGAACUGAAAAGAGACACCACUAAUUCAGUCGAGGCAGAGUCUGAGACACAUGAGAAACGAGUCAACAAGGGAAAAUACGGAACAAAUGACAUGUUGGAGCCUGAUAAUUCACCUCCAGAAUAUAAACCGGAUUACACGGAUCGGAUUAUCGACUUGGGCGAUAUUGAGGUAGGUGCUAUCAGUGAAAGAAAUGUAGGAUCUGCGACGAGUGGGAUUCAAAGGCCUCGUUCAUUAGACACCGAAAAUGACGAAGGGACCGAACUGAAAAUUAUUGAACCGCGAAAACCCAUACAUUAUGUUACACGAGCGACUUUCGAUAUAACUCAGACCUGUGGACAGACACCUGUGGACACCACUAUAGAAUUUCCCAUACGUGAUCACAAGCAAGAAAAAUCAAAAAUGUCUGUUACUGGUACGGAGGUGACGGGGGCAUUGUUUCAACCACACAACAGCGUAAAAUGCGGUAUAGGUGGGGCUUCAAAUGGUUCUAGCACUAGCCAGAGCAAACUUGUACCUAGUUUAUGCUCCGUGAUGCCGGCAUCUUGGCAAACGCAGAAUCUAGCAAUGGAAGGCUCUAGGUAUACAACGCAGCACAUUGCGAUGAAAGAGCCAUCCGUGUCAGGAGAGAAAAAGUCGUUGGACGAAAAUGGAAACGCAGUACAGACUUACAAUGGUGAACGAAAGAAACCCCGAAGAAAACACACUCAGGAACACAAUGUCAAGGUUUAUAAUGCUGAAAAUGUCGAGGGCCAUCGUAACGAGGAUAUCGAUAGUCUAAUUAAUUUCAUUGAGAAUAAAGAAUCUAAGAGCAAAAAAGGAAAGACCAGUAAUCCCGUUAGAGUAAAGACUAGUUCUGGCACAAAACCAAGAACCAGAGAGAAAGAUACGAAGAGAGAACAGUUGCCUUCCAAAUUGAAGAAGUCUAAUUCCCUGGAAGAGAUCUCGAAGACGAAAUUAGAGGAUCUCACGACGGAGAAGAGUGUUAGUUCCAGCGGUGCCAGCAGUGUGUCCAGUCAACAUGGCGUAAAUAUAGCAUUGCGACGUCCAAAGCAAAGAAGCAUCGGAGAUGCGACAGUUGAUAGUCGGGGCGACAGGCGAUCCUGGGGAACAGAGGAAGGUCAAUCGAUAUAUUGCAACGACACGGGAGAAGACUAUAUGAGUCGUCGUAAUUCCAACAAAAAAAUUAAUCCAGAACCUGAACAUGAAACGGAGUUUUUGGUAGUUACGAAAAAGAAAAAGAGCAAAAAGCAAAGAAGAAGCUCCAGUGGCGGCAGGGCACAAAACCUAACAACGUCGGGAUCAUAUCUCCAGAAUUCCAGAGGAUUCUCUAACGACUACAGGACACCUCUUUCGCCCGAACUCCGAAGAAAAUCGGCUAGCAGUAUGCCUCCGAGCGACAAGUCGGCUGAUAGUAGCGAUUUGGAUUCAGUCCACUCAUUGCCAGUUACGUCGAAUACCUCGAAGCACAAUCUGUCUAAAAUCGCGACAUCAUCGGGUGGCACUCCGCAGGCGAGUUACGCGGAUAUAGCGCGCAUGGCUACUAUCAAUAUGUCGCAUAAUCUGCCCAUACUGAGCACAUCGUCGUGGCCCAGUGUUCCGCCUAAGACUCCUUCAGAACCGGAUAAAGUGCCUCAAGAUUAUUAUCCGAGUCUUGACGAAUUGCAGCAUCCGGAGAGAAAAGCGAGGCAACAACAAGGACAAAUGAAUCACGCAGCAGCGAGUUUAAGUUUGGCUUUUGAGAAGCCACUUUCGCCGACUUUGAAAAUGAAAAAUUCGUCGGAUAGAAAGAAAGCCGAGGCUCAGGAAGAGGCCAUCAAUAAGAACAUUCAAGUGUUUAAAUAUGUGCAAGACAUCGAGAAGAUGCACGAAAGCCUAACGCAAGCGACAGAGCAGAAGGAACAGAAACAUGGGACUUCCAACAAUUAUAGCACGAAUUCAAUCGAGAAUACCACGACAAGUACCGUAACGCCAAGAUACAAUAAUAGUACAACGAUAAAUUAUAAUCCAGUCGAUACUGACAACAAUCCUAACUGUACCGUCAACAAUAAAGAUGCUGUUACGUUUCCACGAGUCAGCAAUCCUCGCUCUCGUAGAAAUUACGUACACAGUAAUCAAAAUGUACAAGUUCAGGGAUCGUACGAAGAACAUGUUAAAAAGCCCGCGACUUCCUAUCACGAGGAAACUGUCAAGAAGUCGCAUAAUAUCGAGUCUGUCUCGCAGUCCGAGAGCAGAACUAAUUCAACAAUCGCGUCGAACGACGGCGCGGAUGGGCAAAAGUUGAAAACUACAAAACCUCCACAGGACUCGCAGAGUAUUGAGCCUGAAUCUGGCGGUAACAACAAAAUGCUCAACGAUCCGAGGACAGCGAGGGUCGCGAAGGAGUAUCAGAGCACUACGGUGAAGCAUGAUGCGGUGAAAGUGGGAGUCAGUCAACCUCAAAGCUCGAAGCAAGAUAAUCCGCAGCGCGAAGCAGACGCUGAAAACAAGAAGACGAAGUCGCAGAACACGCAGUCCGAUAAAGACCAAUCACAGAGACCGUCCACGGAAACGCAGCAGGUAAAGAACUCUACUCCUAGACCAGCUGUAAUCCUGUUGGACGAGACCUCCUCGGACAUCGCGAAGAACAACAAUCUGCCGACUGAGCUCACGUUCGGUUUCGAAAUAAACGAGCUGCUGCUUUCGGAGGACAAUGGCAACGAGGAAACCCCGACAAUAGUAGCGAACCCCGCUUUUCCACCGGCCAUACCUCCGCUCAACGUCAACAAACCGCCACCCAACAGCAGUUUCGAGAGGAAUCCGCCAUUGUUUGCCGAGAAACCCGUGAGAUACGACAAGUUCCCGUCAAACUAUCACAUGCAGCAGCCGAACGCUCCUUCUCAUUCUGUGCCGCCUGUGCAUCCAGUCAUGGUGCAAUCGUUGCCGUACAUGAGUUAUCCUACCAGAUUCGCGCCACCUACGUACCUGCCACCGCCGCCUCCACCACCGCCUGGAAUCAUGGAGAAGUUUCAUCCGCCUAAGGAAGAUUUCUCCAUGCUUUAUGUAGCGCCCGAGGAAGAGCUGAAUGUGCAGACGUAUAAUCACGACAAGAUCGUGUCGUUCGUUAACUUAGCAUGGGAAUCUGUCAUGAAAGAAAUGCCAGUAACAACAACCGGUCGCAUACAAUUCUAUAGCGGACAGUGAAGUGAAAGUUUUUGAUGCCCAAAGGCAAUGACAGUAACUUUUGUACUGAUAAAUCACUUCCAUUGCAAAUAGUUAGUUCGAUGAGUCUCGAUCAGCAUCGAUACGCGAGACCAAGUAUUCGUACGUGUACGAUUGUUUCUCUCUUUUUCUCUUUCUCUCUUUCUUUCUCGAGACGAGAGAAAUUCGUUCAGAGAGGAUAGUCCGUCUUGCUUCUUUGAGUCAAACGCUGAGUCAACGCGCGAGAUCAGUGGAGCCGAGUGGUGCAAAGUGUGCCUCAAGAGAUAAUAAUAGCAAUGUACAUAUAAUCAGUUAACAAAACUGGGAGAACAGAGGAAAAGGAGUAAAGUGUAUAUUCCAGCAAUGUACUUGCGUAAAUUUCCAACGAUGGUGACAGUGUUGCAGAACUUCAGUAUUGACAAUUAGAAACGUUUAAACGGAAAAUAUCUCUUUCUUGAAAGAGAAAGAAGGAGAUGCAUCCUGUUUCUUUGAAUAAAGGGAACUUCCAGCGUACGAGUCACGCGUGUACAUACGUCAGAUAUCUCUAUAAAUUUUUGAAGAGUGUCUUGGUUUAUAUAACGGGUGUAUAAUUUUAAAAGAGUGCUUCGAAGAAAACGCUGUGAAAAGAUGGAUUUGUAAUAACGAGAUUUACACCAUGAAGCGAGACCGGAUGGAAGAACCUCAUGUAUCAACAGUGGUAUCUGCUGGUGCCUUUGGAGUUGGGAAUCUUUAAACGGGUUCAGUGGAGAAACGUUGAAGAAGCCUGCAACUUUAAUCACAUCGAGUCGAAAAAUUCUAUGAGAAGUACCGUUAGAAACAUCUGUAUGUAAGUAAGUAGUUUCGAAAACUGGAACGAUAUUAAAUCGACAACAAUGGAAGAUUAAUGAAUCAGCGAGUUAUGAUUGGUGAGUCGAAAUAUGAUGAAAAUUGGGAUAUGUAGAGAUAUUGUACUUUACUCGAUAAAUGCAAAUUAAGAUGUGCGAACUGUAAAUCAGAGAGAUAUAAAUACGGUUGUGUAAUAUAUUGAGAUAGUGUGGUUGACUUAGAACUCAGAGUGGCUAUUUCUUCCAGUUGUGAAGCAUUCGAUAGCUUAAAGUAAUAAAGAAAAAAAGCGGUCACUGA
This is a messenger RNA of Monomorium pharaonis (pharaoh ant), 5692 nucleotides long. RefSeq names its product actin cytoskeleton-regulatory complex protein PAN1 (gene tyf). NCBI's taxonomy places the organism in Eukaryota, Metazoa, Arthropoda, Insecta, Hymenoptera, Formicidae. The record is from RefSeq and is a predicted model, not a curated record. The transcript is spliced from 9 exons. Bases 788 to 4573 code for a protein of 1261 amino acids.